AUGACUAUGUCUGCAGCAUUAGUGACUAUUUCAUGUGGGAGAGUGAUGGAGGGAGCAGCAGCAGCAGCAGUUUGGGAUGCUUCAGCAUGUUGGGACAUUUUUGUGGAAGUGGGGUACUGGUGCGAGAGCAGUGCAGUCAAAUUGCUGAAUAUCACAGAGAAAAAUUCAGUAAGGUGGAGGCCAGGCAGUCUGGACACUCGAUGUGCCAACAAUACAGAUAUGGUCAUAGAUGAACCAGAAUUUCUACCAUUUGGUGCAGCUGUGAAUGCCACAGCUUCAGGCCAUCAGCUAGGAUCACCAUCAUCCUCCAUGCUGCCAAAUGCUGGCCCUUCCUGGCCAUCACUCAGCAUGCUUGUGCCAUCUUGGGACUCACCACCACUUUCACCAGAGUCACAGCCAUCUGCUGCUGAUCAACAAUGGGAGGCAUGGCAAGCAAGUCAUUCCAUGCCAUCCUUGGCCACCAUUGUGCCUAGCUGGGAUUUGCCAACAUCUUCCCCAGCAGUCUCACCCCCACCUAGAUCAUUGCUGGCAUCUGCACAAAUUCCACAAACUGUGGCAUCUCCUGUGGUUCAUGCAUAUAUGGAUGAGCAGUUAGAUGGUGUGGCAGCCUCCAAGCCACAGCCCAUCCUGCCUAUAUCAUGGCAACCAUCCCCCCAGCCUAUGGCCACCAAUGCCACUGCUGCAACUUGGGUAUACAAGGACUUCAUGACAAAGGGCCAAUUACAACAUCAGUGGAAAAAGCAUGGUGGCUUGCAGUUCUUCUUGCAGGACUGA
Messenger RNA from Pisolithus orientalis, 774 nucleotides. RefSeq lists its product as uncharacterized. Lineage: Eukaryota; Fungi; Basidiomycota; Agaricomycetes; Boletales; Pisolithaceae. The coding region runs from base 1 to 774 and encodes 257 amino acids. The record is from RefSeq and is a predicted model, not a curated record. The transcript has 5 exons.